AAAUUUAAAAUAAAAAAGUUUUAUAAACCAGCAGGAAAGAUGAUGAAAUUAAUUUUUGUUGUGUUGGCAGCCAUUGGAUUGGCUCAACAAAGCAUUGCUCAAGAUGUACCAGUUGUGGAUGUUCAAGAUGUUCCAGUUGGUGGCGUACCAGUAGUACCUGGAGUACAAGUUGUUCCUGAAGUACCAGUUGUUCCAGAUUUACCAGUCGUACCACUUCCAGCAGAACCAUUGGUCCCAGUCGUACCAGUACAACCUGAAGAACCAGAAGUUCUUGUACCUGUUGUUACAUUGGAACCAGCCGUACCAGAAGUACCAGAAAUGUUUCCAUUUGGUGUUUGCCCAGAUGAAGAUUUACUCGAGCCAACUUACUUAGCCGAUAUGAAAAACUGCAGCGUUUUCUACCAAUGCGUACACGGAGUACCAUACAGGUUCGAAUGCAGACUUCCUUUGGAAUUUAACCCUGUUCUUAACGUUUGCGACUUUCCCUACCGUUCUGGAUGCCUUUUCAAGGUUCCCGUUUUGCCUCCAGUUCAAGUUCUUAACUAAAUACUGAACAAAUUUAUUACUCUCGUAUAAUUUACAAAAAAAAAAAGCAACGAUCAAAUAUUUAAAAAAAAAAAUUUUCAUUACAAUUUAUUAUUCUCAUGUAAAUUUAUAUUUUGGAACAUAAAACACAAAUUUUACAUCAAUAAACGACAUUUU
Molecule: messenger RNA, 702 nt
Organism: Pediculus humanus corporis (human body louse)
Lineage: Eukaryota; Metazoa; Arthropoda; Insecta; Psocodea; Pediculidae
Exons: 4
Coding region: 40-546 (168 amino acids)
Cellular component (GO): extracellular region
Molecular function (GO): chitin binding
Source: RefSeq, a predicted model, not a curated record